AUGGCGGGGAUUUUGCUGACUCAGAAAAAAACGAACAACAACAAAGGCAGCCGAAGCGGAAAAUCUAAAGCGGAUCAAAAGCCGGCCAAAUCAAAUGAGACCACUACCGAAACGAAAGACUCCAGUAUGACGCCCAAGCCCUCAACUCCUGAUGCGCCGCCAGCACGACCCGCGCUGACUCAAGGCAAGCUGUCCCCGACGGCUCCCGAGUUCAAAUCGGAGCAAAUCCACCCGCUUGUUCCCUUCGAUCAGCCGCAAAACUCGGCGCCAAAUUCAGAUCACGGCGUUCCGGACAUGCCGUACGGUGCCUAUCCCGGCAACGGCUUUCUUCCCCAAUACUACUACGACUACUCUGGAGGGUUUAUGGGAGAGCCAGGCAGCAUGCCCCCUGAGCAGUGGGAAGAAUACAUGCGUGCGGUUGGAGCGUGCGCAGUCAACCCUGACGGAUCCCCGGCGGCGCCUCCCGUGCUGCCCAUUCCCGUCGACGGUCAAGGCGAGGCUUUCGUGCCAUACGCGGGCUCGCCCCCACUUCCGUUCAACAGCCAGUUCUACGCACCGCAUGCCUUUCCGUUUCAGCCGCCCAUCUACCCGCCACCGGUUCUCCCGCCGCCUGCCGGCGCCUUUGGUGACGUCAGACCCGACGGUCCUCCGGUCGGAUUUGUUCCUGUCCCCGGCCAGGUUGACAUGCAGUACGGACAAAUUCCGCCGCCCGGCUUCUUCCUCCCGUAUCAAGGCAUGCCAGAGUUUCAGCACCAACACCAGCAUCCCCAUCAGCAUCCGCACUCCCCGCUCCUCCUCGCUCCCCCUGCCGUUCCCCCUGUCGUCCUUCCCGCGCACGGACCUUCCGCCGGCCCCGCGGGGGCGCAACCCGGCGCGCCUGGGCAGGCGGAGACUAGCGACGACGGGGGUUGCGGCGGAAUCACCGGGGGGAUGAACGGCCUUAAACUCGAUUCCGCAUCAUCUGACGGCUGUCAGGCGGGCGCGAAUGGCACCGCGCAUUUGGGAUCUGCGGCGGACCAGUACCGCGGUCCGCGCACGUCCCGCCGGCGGAAUGGCAAGAUGGGGGAGGGCGCGGGGAAGCGCGCAACCAGCCCCAGUAGCGACGGCGGAAGCAGCUCCGCCAGCGGGAGCGUGUCCGAGGGCGCGGGGAACGCGGGUAAUCAAGCGCAGCUGCAGACGCCGCCAAACGGAUUCGCGCCUGGAGCCCCGCUUGUCGACCGCGCGGGGCUUGGCGGAAAUGACGGAUCGGUCGACAGCCUGUCCGGUUGCUGCCUGCAGGUGAACCGGCCCGACAUGCCGGUUACAUACGCGCUGGCGAAGUUCUUCGUGAUCAAAUCCUUCAGCGAGGACGACGUGCACAAGAGCAUUAAGUACAACGUGUGGACCUCCACUCCAGGCGGAAACAAGCGCCUGCACGCCGCGUUCCAGGAGGCCUCCGCGCUGUCGAGCUCGCGCGGCGUCGCGUGCCCCGUGUUCCUCUUCUUUUCUGUGAACGCGAGCGGGCAGUUUUGCGGCGUGGCGGAGAUGGUCAGUCCGGUGGAUUUCCACCGCAGCGUGGGGUUCUGGCAGGAGGAGGAGCGGUGGAAUGGGAGGUUCAGUGUGCGCUGGCAUGUGAUCAAGGACGUGCCGAACGCGCUGCUGCGUCAUAUUGUCGUGCCUGCGAAUGACAACAAGCCGGUUACCAACUCGCGCGACACGCAAGAGGUGCCUCAGGCGCAGGGCCAGGAGAUGCUGGCGAUCUUCCGCAACUACGCAACGCGCACGUCCAUUCUGGACGACUUCAGCUUCUACGACACGCGCCAGCGGGUCAUGCACGAGCGCAGAAUCGCCCGCCAGCAGCAGCAGCAGCAGCAGCAGGGACAGCAGGGGCAGCAGGGUCAGGGGGGCCCACAGGGGGGUGGGCAGGGGGUGCCACAGGGGCAGCAGGGGCAGCAGGGGCAGCAGCAGGGGCAGCAUGGGGGGGUGGGGAAUAAGGGGCCUGCGCAAGGAGGGGUGGCGUGGGGCCAGCACCAGCGGUUCCAGUCUCGCCCUCAACGCUCUGAGCCCAUUGUUGCGGUGCGUGCGUAG
Messenger RNA from Closterium sp. Yama58-4, 2067 nucleotides. The record is from the annotation of a GenBank genome assembly. Lineage: Eukaryota; Viridiplantae; Streptophyta; Zygnematophyceae; Desmidiales; Closteriaceae.